Messenger RNA from Drosophila novamexicana, 6125 nucleotides. RefSeq names its product formin-J. The record is from RefSeq and is a predicted model, not a curated record. Bases 285 to 5528 code for a protein of 1747 amino acids. The transcript is spliced from 9 exons. Lineage: Eukaryota; Metazoa; Arthropoda; Insecta; Diptera; Drosophilidae.
UACUAAAGUUUUUGAAAGUGCAGUGAAAACGAAAUAUGAUUAAUUAGCAAAUGAGGCAAAAAUCAUUCGUUUAUAAAUAUUGUAGCAAAGCGCGUUGCAUGUGAGGGAAAGAUUUUCGCCGCGCGUUUUUGAAUCGCUCGCAACGCGACACAAAACGCGUGCGUUUUCUGUACUUUUGCGGAAGGUUCGAAAAUUGUAGAAAAAAUAAAAAACUUUUUUAAGCAGCAAGUUCAUUGCAUAAAUUAAGUGGCUGCCAAAUCUCUCCGCGGUUUUCCAUUGUGAAAAUGGAAAUGGCAGCAUCGGAGCCGCGCCAGGAGGCGAUUUUUGUCGCCACGCCGCCCUGCACACCUCUCGUCACCAGUCUAACCCGCACGACAACGCCGCGCGAUCUACCAACCAUGUAUCAUUUUGAUUUUGCUACGAUGGAAUCUGACGGUGCGGAUGAUGAUAAAGAGCCAGUUGGCCCACCGCCGGGUCCACUCACCACGGGCAUGUCUGAGACUAUUUUGGAGCAGGGAACUAUUAGCACUGAUCUAACACCCUGUCCGAACUGCAGUCGCACCUUCAAUCUGAAUGCACUCCGCAAGCAUGUUGUCGUUUGCGAGAAGAUGACUUCUAAAAAGCGUAAGAUAUUCGAUUCAUCACGUCAGCGUCGCGAGGGCACCUCUCUGUCCACCUAUGUGCUGCCCAAGAAUUUUGGCCUGCCCAAUGCAGAAAAGGCUCCGGGUGUGCAUACGCCACCGGCAGCUAGUCGCGAGGCUUCCACAAUGUCCAGCGGCUCGCAGCCACAAGAGGCUUCACCAUUGCCGACACGCCGUAAAGGCAAAGCGGAUACGGCACGCGCCUCCCUGCGCAAAGGUGCUGGGGCCACUGCAGCUGCUGCUGAGCACCCUGCAGCAGCGGCACCAGCUGCCCCAGCUGCAGCCGCUCCACCACGUUCCAUAACUAAGCGCCUUAAGGACUCCGCCUCGGACCGUUGUCCGCAUUGUGAGCGCAGCUUCAAUCCCAAGGCCUACGAUCGCCACGUUGAGUGGUGCAAGGAGAAGGCGAUUCAGGCAAACAUCAAGUCCAACAGCACUACAGAGACAAAUAAGGCCAAGGAGCGCAUGGAGGCGCGCAAGCAGUACCGCCCACCUAAUCUCAAAACCAAACGCUCGAUCAAUCGCGACAAGUACUCCGGUGCACAGGAAGAACAAUACGAGACUGAAAUGGUAUCCCCAAAGCAAAACCUAAUGUCGCUCUCCUCCAUGACAACGUCCGUGCAGAGUGUUAACUCGCAGCGAGGUGCGCCACAAGCCAUGAAGGUGCAGCGCCCUGGAACCCCUCAAGGACAGUGCUCACCACGCAAAUCCAAGGCAAACUCUAGUUCAACAACAAUGGUUGCCCCGAAUAAAGUUAGUGUGCGUAUGGCCAACGAGGAGUCAAACCUGGGCCAGAAGGAGCGUGCAUAUGUGAAUCCCAGACGCAAACAGCACGAAACCUGCCAAGAAAUCGAUGUCGCCGUGCAGCGUUUGCGGCGAACCGCUACCUCGGAAACUUUACACCUGGCCAAAUUGGAGUGCGCAGAGGCUGCACCCCUGCAGCCUGCCAGAUCGCGUAAAACUAUGUCCCAUCGCCAUAAGGCCGAAGUGCCCGAAUGCAUGGCCGGUCCACCCCAAGUCACAAUGACCUUUGAGGAGCUUAAUGGGUUGAUCAAGCGCAAAGGUGGCACUAACAUUUGCAACAUAAAAAUGGAUAUUGAGGAGCAGGAUUUGAAGGUAUCGCCCAAGAUACAGUCUUCCACUUCGUUGGUGCGUCAAGCACGUCGCCGAAUUCGCACACGUGAGAAUCCCAACAUUGACAUACGCUCCCUGGAACCACCAAAGUCCUCAAGCGAAUUUGACCUAUCCUCCAAGGAGAUGGUUUUGGCCAAUGUACAGCAGGGCCAUCGCGCAGUGCCAGGCGCGGCAUCAUUCCGUCACAUAGCAUCCCAUGAUUUGUACUCGGGUUCGGAGGACGAAGGAACUUCACCGCGUGGCGAGAUCCAAAUCAAGCUGGAGACGAGCACCAUUCAAACUGUAUGCCGCCCCAAGAAACGCACCCAUCUUCCGGCGAUCAUGAACAGCUCGCAGCCAAUGCGCGCAGUGCCCAUGGCAGAGCUCAAGCAAAAUCUGGAGGCGUUGGGCCAAAACUUUCUGCCACACCUUGAACGAAGCAACGUCUCAAAGGAGCACUAUAAAGAGGAACAGGACGACGAUUUAGAGGAUUUAGAACUGGAUGAGCUAGACUACGAUGAAGCUGACAUGGAAGUGGAACGGCUACUAAGCAAGGCAAAGCUACUAGAAAGUGAAUACGAUGACGAAUUGGACGACGGCGCUUCUAGCGAGGAGGAGGAGCAGCAGCAGCAGCAGCAACAGCAACAGCUCAAGUCAUCGAUGCGCAAAACACCAACCAAUGUUAGCCGACGUCUGGUGCUGCUGGAGCAGGAUGAAGAGGGCACCAUGUAUAUAAAGGCACCGCCAUCGCCAACCAAGCGACAAGCACGUUCGCCACCCAGCUCAGAUCGCACACUCGUCAAGAGCGGCCCCAGCCCACAGGCUAACGACAAGUACGAUCCGUUUCUGUCCGCCAAACGUCAGCUGGAGGAGCUCUGCUCACCCAACACACCACCCGACAACGAACCACUGGUGAACACAACAGCCACACCGAUCAUGUCCACCUCGCUGACGAGCACACUGGGCAAACUACACACGACCACACCCACCGCUACAAGCACGGCGCCAAAGGCGACGCCCAUAUCGAACUUUCGACGCACUUCAUCGCUGCGUGGGCCACGUCGCACACCACUGCUGCCCAGUCGACCGCUCUUUGCCAGCAACUAUCGGCCCACCAUACAGCGCGGUCUCUCCGACGAGGGUCCCAUCUCCAGCAACUUCCUCAAGCCGGAGGAGUAUGACGAGAUGCCAGUGCGUGCCGCUUGUGGCAAUGAUUUUCAUAGUCCGAGGGUCGUGCGUCGCGACACGAGCGCCUCCAAUCGCAAGCAGCAAAUGAAACUGCCGCUGGGUGGCGGCAGCGAGACGGACAGCUCGAACACGUCCAAGCAACCGACGACACGCAACGUGGCCAAGACCGACUCGCUGGCCGUAUUCCUCAAGUACGAGCACGAGCUGGAGCAGCUGAAUGCGAAGGCUGCCGAGGUGGCAGCCAGCAACAAAGAGCUCAACAGCAAGGAGCUGAAGGACAAGAGCAACAACCUGAGCAAGCAGAACUCGGCCAAGAAUCUAACGGCAAACCCAAAUGGUGGUCAGCUACCACCGCUGACGACGCCCAUCUGCCCGCCAGUUGCCAAGGAGAACAACGAGAAUGUGGCACACAAUUUUGCAACGCCACUGCGCCUAGAACCCCUCAGCAAGCCACCCCAAAACUUGGUCUCGCCAAACCACAACAACAACAACAAUAACAACAGUGGCAAUACUGCACCAUUACCCAUCAAGCUGGAGAGUAUCUUUGGCAGCAAUCGAUUGGGCGAUUACAUAGACCCCAAGCUGAUCAAUCCCUGCGAUAAUCUCAAUGUGCAGCAAUCAUCGGCGGGCUCCUCUGAUGCCAGCUCCACGCCACAGCAGCUGUCACAGAGCCGCAGCAGCUCUCAGUCAACCAUAACAAUGGCCCAGGAACAGCGGCGUCAUUCCGGCGAGGCACGUAAUCUGCUCAAGCGCAAGAUGCGUCUCGGGCGCAAUCAAUUUCUAUACGAUGCCUCGCCAGAGGAGCAGUACAUCUCGUCGGGCAGCUGUGCCGAUGAUGAGGCCAAUCGCUGUUCGCUGGAGUUCGACGAGCAGUGCUGGCAGCAGCAGCAGAAGCAACUGCUGGCCACCAAUCCAUUGAAUUUACCCAAUAUGCCAGUGCUGCCUACGUUUGAUGACUUUGAUUUCGAGGAAUUUCUCUCAUCAUUCGAGAACGAGAAUGAUGAGGAGCAAUUUCCGCUGUUUCGGGAUUGCCGCGAGUUUCUGCUGAAUCGCACGACGAGCCGGCAACGCUCGUUCCAGAAAGCGACUUCAACACCACAAACACAAACACAAUCCCAGACCCAGAACCAGAACCAACCACAGACUCCAACAGCCACACAAAGACCAGCCACAACAGGCAAUAGCUCCCAAUUUAUAACACCGCCUAAAGCCCAUUUUUAUGCGCCCUCCACUAAAGAGACUCAUGCCCACAGAUCCGAUUCAAAUGUCAGUGAUGAGAAACUGCAGCGCCAGCAGUCGAAUGCCUCCACCAGCAGCAGCACCAACAAUUGCCAUGUGGAGAAGGCCCAGAAGUCGAUGGAGUCGGAGUCGCAGAAGCGUGAAAUCUUUAUAAGCAUUGAAACCGAACCGAAUGCACAGGGGCGUUCGCCCAUCUCGCCGGAUUCGCUGCGCCAUAUGGUGGGCAAUGCUCAGACACCCAUCGAUGUGCUCCACAUUGAGAACGGUAACGAGCCGGAGCAUGCCAAGUUCAGCAAGAUUAGCGAUAACGAGGACCAGAUCGAUGCUGAGCUCGCUGAUGAGACUGGCCACGUUCGUUAUAAGAAAAGGCUGAGCUCAACGGCGAGCGCAGCAGCGAUCUCGCCAGCGCCCAAUGUGGAGGCCAACAAUGCCAAGAAUGUGAUAGAGAAAAUGCGCAACGAUUUCAAGCAACUGGGCGAGGAGGUGGGCGCCUCAGUGCGUCGUGAUAUCAUGCAGCGUCAGGAACAUGCCCAACAGAAGCACCAAAUGCAAGCACAACAGGAUCUAAAGGUAAUGACACCAUCGCCAUCAGGUGAUUCGGAUGAGCUGAGUAGCCUGGAUGGAUAUCCCAUGUCCUCAUCGCAGUCAUCACGUCGCGGCGCCAGUUCCAAGCUCAGCAACGACUCUGCUUACGGCAGCAGCAACUCACCAUAUAGUCUGUCCCGUCAACGCUCCAGCGAGCUGCAGUCCAACAACAACACGCCGCGCACCCAGAGCCAAUUGCGCCCGCACACGGCCAGUGGAGCCUUGUCCAUGUCCGGCAAACAGUCCAUGAUGGAUGCCUCCACUCAAGCAGCAAGCAACUAUGGCACACUCAAGGCUCGCCAGCGCAUGUUUGCAGGCAAUGGCCUGGGCGGCGACACUGGCGAUGGCAAUGUUGAAUAUUCCAGCAGCAGCUCGGAGCACUCGCUGCCCGUGGCAGUGGCCCAGCAGCCGCAACAGCAGCAGCAGCAGCAAAACACAAACUACAGCUACCAGCAGCAGCAACAGCAGCAGCAAUCUCAAGCGCAGGUAGCUUACAAUACCAACAACAACAACAACAACAACAACAACAAUAGCUAUGAGCUUAACGCAAAGAAUUUAAACAACAACAACAAUAAUGGUGUGGGUGUUAACUUAACGCCUACGACAUCGCAGCUUUCGCUGCAUAGCAACACCUCAAACGUUUCCUCGGGCAUGAGCUCGAGCAUGAAAAUGUCCAAGUUCUGUCACGAAUGUGGCGCCAAGUUCGUCAUAGAGCACGCUAAAUUUUGCAUGGAUUGCGGCGUUCGACGCGUUGUGCUCUAAGCUCAAGGAACUAUUAUUUGUAGUUGUAGUCGCACACACACACACACACUCACAGCAAUGAGCUGCGGCGGUGGAACUAACCUGUUGGCUGGCUUGGCAGAAACGGGUUGUGAGAAAGGAGGUUCUUAUACCAAAUGUAGUUAUUACAUGCAAACAAUUUUUGAGAGAUCGUUGAUAUAUGUAUACCCUAAAUGCAAUAUGCUACUUAAAUAUAUUUUAAUAAUAAAAAUAAUCAAAAAACGUAAAGGUUUGAAGUCGAACAAAUACAUAUGCAAUAUAAUACUUAUUAAUCAUAAAUAACAAGAAACUUGGCAUUUUAUUUUUCCAAUAUUUCUUAAUUGUAAUUACGAAUGUAGUUUUCUUUUCUUUUAUUAAAGUAUAACAUUAAGCACUUAACCAAGUUGUUAAUUAACAAAGACUGAACGAAUUUAAACGAAAAGCGUUGAAAGCCACUCGAAAACAAAAUUAAACGAAACUAUUCAAAUAAAAAUCAAACAUUUUUCGCAAUCUUAAACAAACACUAUAAUUAUAUUUGUAUUUUGUAAACUGUUUACUAAUUUAAUAUAGUCACUGCUUAAAUAUAAUCUAGAUACACCA